Molecule: messenger RNA, 885 nt
Organism: Rhizophagus irregularis DAOM 181602=DAOM 197198
Lineage: Eukaryota; Fungi; Glomeromycota; Glomeromycetes; Glomerales; Glomeraceae
Source: RefSeq, a predicted model, not a curated record
AUGUUUAAAAACACUAGUUCAACGCAAGAAGAGGUUACUAACAAAUUUAUAGAGGAGUUUUACAAGGAGUCUUUGGGUAUAGAAGACAAGGAACGAGAAUUAGAAAAAUAUAAAGAAACGAUUACAGACUUGGAAAAUCGUAUUAGGGAGUUAGAAGUUGAUAAGAAGGAACAAGGAGCGAGUUUAUCUCACAAAAAAGUUAAGGAUAACCCUGGUCAAACAAAGAAAAAUUCUUCAAGCAGGAGGCGUAAAAGUCGGAAAAAUUUAGAUACACAACAUUAUUCAAAUGGAAAGAUCACUGAGCUUUCUGAUUGUUACAACUGCGAUGAAAUGGACGUAUUGGACGAAGAAAUAUUUGAAUGUAUAAGAGAUGUUGGUUAUGUGGAGAAAAUUACAGAAUGGUCGUCAAUAUUUCUCCGGAUGUUUUAUUCUGAUUUAACACCAUUGGAACUAAGUAAGAAAUUUGGUUGGCAAGCAGUUAAGAAAAUUGUAACAGGAAAUGAUAUUACUGAUGGAGAAAUUAUUAGAGAAAAUAUUAAGAAAUAUGGAGGAUUUUUCGGAAAAGUCAUUCGGGUUAUCAAAAUUAAAUAUAUCCUUUUAUACUUUAACAACGAAAAUGAAAUAAUGAACACGUUCUACAAAUCAGGAAUGGAAGAUGAAAUAGGGCAAGGGCUACAAUUAAAAGACAGUCUAACAGAUCUAAAGAUUUUGAACGACAAGAUUGAUGAUUUGUUUCUAGUGACAGAAUUAAGGAAAUUAAUGGCAAUGAACCAACAGGUAGUAUUAAAGGAAACCAAGGACGGUGAUAAUAUUAAUGAAAACAAGAAACAUGUUGCGCAAAUUCAAGGUUCUCGAGGGGAUGAUGAUAGUAAAGGGAGUGAAUGA